AUGAAUAAAGUCUUCGAAGAUCAGGUGGGAAAAAACAUAGAAGUAAACAUUGACGAUAUGAUCGUAAAGUCAUUUGAUAUGAUUAAUCAUGUCCAGGAUCUCGAACAAACAUUUCAAAAGCUCAGGAAGUACCGCAUCCGCCUCAACCCGGUAAAGUGCGCGUUUGGGGUUGCAGCAGGGAAAUUUUUGGGAUUCAUGCUAACCCAUAGAGGAAUAGAAGCGAACCCUGACAAAUGCAAGGCAAAGGAAGCAACUGACGCAUGGAACCCGGCGUGUGAAGCCGCGUUUAAGAAAGUCAAGAAAUGUUUAGCAACUCCACCAAUCCUCUCGAAGCCAAACCCAGGAGAUAUUCUGAUCCUGUAUCUGGCAGUAGGGGAGGAAGCAAUAAGUGUUGUACUGAUCAAGGAAACUAACGAGGGCCAAGAGCCGAUUUACUUUGUCAGUAGAGCUUUACAAGGCGCAGAAAUCAGAUAUCAAAAGCUAAAGAAAAUGGCUUUUUCUUUGCUGGUCACGACCAGGAGAUUGCGGCCAUACUUUCAGGGUCAUCAAAUAGUCGUCAGGACUAAUCAGCCUAUCCGGCAGGUAUUGCCCAAGCCGGACCUGACGGGAAUAAUGACUAACUGGGCAAUUGAGCUCAGCGAAUACGACAUAGCUUAUGAAAGUCAGAAAGAAAUCAAGUCACAAGCUUUGGACGACUUCAUAAUGGAAUUAACGCCGGUAAAUUCGGAAAACGAGAAAUCCGGCAGUGCAUGCAAGGUCUACAUAGAUGGAUCCUUCAACAAUAAAGGAAGUGGGGCUGGGAUCAUAUUAGAAACCCCAGAAGGAGUAACAAUUGAACAUUCUCUAAACUUGGGAUUCCCAACCUCAAAUAAUCAAGCUGAAUAUAAAGCUCUAAUAGCCGGAUUGAUGCAUGCUAAAGAGCACGGAGCUAGGAAAGUGCAGGUCUUCAGUGACUCGCAGUUGGUAACUUCGCAGAUAGAAGGAAAGUACCAAGCUAAAGGUCUUUUGCUAAUGAAGUACCUGAGUCGGGUUCGAGAAAUCAUGGCCGACUUCGAUGAGGUGCGGAUUACUCACAUCCCACGAGGGGAGAAUAGCCGAGCUGACAUAUUGUCAAAGUUAGCCAGCACCAAGAAUCCGGGUAACCACAGAACUGUGCUUCAGCAAAGCAUAGCAAGAUCGAGUUGCGUGAUGGUGAUAACCUUGGCAAAUGACUGGAGGAAACCUCUAGUAGAUUACCUAGAGAAAGGAAUACUGCCAGAAGACCACCUGGAAGCCAGGAAGCUGGUCUGA
Molecule: messenger RNA, 1290 nt
Organism: Gastrolobium bilobum
Lineage: Eukaryota; Viridiplantae; Streptophyta; Magnoliopsida; Fabales; Fabaceae
Exons: 2
Coding region: 1-1290 (429 amino acids)
Molecular function (GO): RNA-DNA hybrid ribonuclease activity; nucleic acid binding
Source: RefSeq, a predicted model, not a curated record